AUGUCAGGAAAGGAACGUCUAGAUAACAUAGCGCCGGUUAUUCAUGCCAUAAAGCCUCGCGUUCAAAGAGAAAUCGACUCGUUGGACGAUGAUAGUGAAGAUCUGUUGGAUUCGAGAGAAGUAUUCGAUUAUAUACGAGAUAUCACUGACCCAGAACAUCCAUACACAUUGGAACAGUUGAAUGUGGUUCAGGAGGAGCUUAUUCAGGUGUGUGCGAGUGGAUCGAUUUUCUUUUGUUAUACUGGAUGUUGAAAGUGUAAAAAGAGCUGUUUGAUGGGUAAUAGGAGUGUGGAAUUUAUUUUUUUGUUCAAAAAAUGUUAUUUUAGCUAUAAUUCUAUCCACAUUCUAUCUAAAUAAAGCUAGAAAACCAAUUUUUAAAUAAUAGUUACUUUAAUAUACCCCUAAAACCCAAUUUCUUUUCCAGGUAGACCACGAAAGACCAUCGAUGCCCGUCGUGAGAAUCCACUUUACCCCCACCAUCCCUCAUUGCUCUCUCGCAGCUCUAAUUGGCCUAAUGUUGGUGAUAAAACUACAAAGAUCGUUGGCAAAGAAUGUCAAGAUAGACGUGAAAAUCACCGAAGGUACUCACAACACUGAACAUGCUAUAAAUCGUCAAUUGGCGGACAAAGAACGAGUGGCAGCGGCGUUGGAGAACGGCAGUCUAAUGGAGACUGUUAAUCGAUGUUUGGCUCCACCUGAAUGA
Bursaphelenchus okinawaensis is the source of this 703-nucleotide messenger RNA. NCBI's taxonomy places the organism in Eukaryota, Metazoa, Nematoda, Chromadorea, Rhabditida, Aphelenchoididae. The record is from the annotation of a GenBank genome assembly.